AUGCUGAAGCUAGUCGCUGACUCCCGGAAGGGAGGAGGUGGAGGAGGGAUUGGAGGGUGUGAGAUGCUCCCCUCACGCCCCAUUCUGUCUGUCUCCCUGCGGGUGAUCAUCUACGGAACGUGUGCCUUGGCACUGGUCAACACUGUGGCUCUCCUAGUGCUCCUAGUGCAACAGAACCAGCUGUGGAGCCGUGUGGAGCUCACCGAGGCCAGGCUGGAGGAGGUGGAACAGAGCUCCGUGGUGGAGUUCCUCCAGGAGGUGCCCCGAGAAGGUGUAGCAGCAGGAGGCGCAGGGAGGCUGGCGGAGCUAAGAGGAGGCCCAGGGUGGCUUGCAGGGCUGCGUGGAGGAGGUGCAGGAGGAGGUGAAAGGGGUCUGGGGAAGGAGCAGGGGGAGUACCAGUACUCCCGUAACAAGAGGAGUCGUGAGCUGGAGAGGGAGCUACAACAGGAGUUAAAGGAGGAGCUGAGGCUAGAGCUGAGGGAGCUGAACCAUCAGAAGAGCCAGGAACUCCUGCAAGAGGUGACUCAGGGGCUACAUCAGGGGCAGGAGGUGACCCAGGGGCAGGAAACGGGGCGAGGUGGACUGGACACAGGAGAGGAGGUACACCCUGAGUUGAGAGAGGAGUUACACCACGGGUUGAGGGAAAAGAUGGACAAGGAGAUGGACAAGGAGAUGGACAAGGAGAUGGGGAAGGAGAUGGGUAAGGAGAUGGGUAAGGAGAUGGGUAAGAAGAUAAGACAUGAGCUGAACCACAAACACAGGAAGACAAAGGGUUUCCAGAAGACUGAGAUACAGGACGACAUGAUGAUGAUGAUGACCUAUUCUAUUGUGCCGGUCAAAGUGUUGUUGGAUAUCUGUAACAGCACCAAGGGAGUCUGCAUAGCUGGACCACCCGGCCCUCCUGGCACUGAUGGCAUCCCAGGACUAGACGGUCUGCCUGGGCACAAUGGCACUGAUGGCAUCCCAGGACUAGACGGACUGCCUGGGGCUGAUGGAAAACGAGGGAAGAGAGGUACCACAGGUGAGAAAGGUGAGCCGGGGGAGAAAGGAGAUAGAGGAGACCCUGGACCCGCAGGAGAGAAUACACAAUCGUCCAACGAUGUCAUCUUGGAGGGCCCCCCAGGUCCGGCUGGUCCUCCUGGUACUCCAGGCCCCAUUGGCCCUCCUGGACCUCCUGGCCCACAAGGACCCCAGGGGCCCCCCAGAAACAGGAGCCACCGGGUCAAUCUUUCCAUCCACGCUGCCCAGACCCUGGAGUGCAUCAUCAAGUCACUGAUCAACCCCCGUAACGUAUCUAAGAUGGAGAGUACGUUCGGAACGUGGAUGAAAGACACGGCUGUGCUGAACGACAAACGCAUCUGGGUGGCCGAACACUUCUCUGGUCGCACGUUGAAGGAGUAUAAGAGCAUCACCUCAUUCCAGAAUGCCACCAGUGAGGUCAUCGACGGCAGGAAGUUCUACCAGGGGUGUGGCCAUGCCGUUCAUAACGGUUCCUUCUACUAUCACAUCGCCGGAACCACCAACCUGGCCAGGUUCGACAUGCAGUCCAAGCGUCUCCACACCCUGGCCAUCGACAAUGCUCUGUACCACAACCUGUCCUACCUUCUCUACAACUCCAAGACCUACUUCAAGCUUGCGGCGGAUGAGAACGGCCUGUGGCUGAUCUUUGCCUCCAGUUUGGACGACAGCAUUAUGGUGGCCCAGCUGGACCUGAAGAGCUUCUCCGUCACAUCGUACAUCAACACCACCUACCCCAGGACCAAGGCCGGCAACGCCUUCGUGGCCUGUGGCGUGCUCUACAUCACCGACACCAAGGACACCCGUGUGACCUUCGCCUUCGACCUCCUGAAGGGGAAACCGGUCAACGUGACCUUUGACCUGAGGUCCCCUGGCGGGGUGCUGGCCAUGCUGUCCUAUAGCCCCAAUGACAGACACCUGUAUGUGUGGGAUCAGAGCUACGUGAAGCUGUAUGUGGUGCACUUCAUCUCUGAUGACUGA
Molecule: messenger RNA, 1998 nt
Organism: Salvelinus namaycush (lake trout)
Lineage: Eukaryota; Metazoa; Chordata; Actinopteri; Salmoniformes; Salmonidae
Product: gliomedin-like
Exons: 10
Coding region: 1-1998 (665 amino acids)
Biological process (GO): signal transduction
Cellular component (GO): cell surface
Source: RefSeq, a predicted model, not a curated record